This is a messenger RNA of Anopheles bellator, 784 nucleotides long. Its product is annotated as tRNA (guanine-N(7)-)-methyltransferase. Lineage: Eukaryota; Metazoa; Arthropoda; Insecta; Diptera; Culicidae. Gene Ontology annotation, cellular component: tRNA methyltransferase complex. The transcript has 2 exons. The record is from RefSeq and is a predicted model, not a curated record. Gene Ontology annotation, molecular function: tRNA (guanine(46)-N7)-methyltransferase activity. Gene Ontology annotation, biological process: tRNA methylation; RNA (guanine-N7)-methylation. Bases 19 to 744 code for a protein of 241 amino acids.
UCGAUCGAAACGUUUAGCAUGGACGGAACAGCCGGGACCGAGGUGCACGUGGCGCCGGGCGCCAAAUUACCACAGAAACGGUUCUACCGACAGCGAGCCCAUUCCAAUCCGAUAGCGGACCAUUCUUUCGACUACCCCGUCGCGCCCGACCAGUAUGACUGGGGUCAGCUGUAUCCGGAGAUCGACGACCGGCAGGUGGAGUUCGCCGACAUCGGUUGCGGGUACGGCGGCUUUCUGGUGACUCUGGGUGAAACUUACCCGGACAAGCUGGCACUCGGCAUGGAGAUACGGGUGAAGGUGUCUGACUACGUGAUGGAUCGUAUCAAGGCGUUACGGUUGGCACACCCGGGGGUGUACGGCAACAUUGCGUGCGUCCGCACGAAUGCGAUGAAGUACCUGCCAAACUUUUUCCAAAAGCACCAGCUGGAGAAGCUGUUCUUUCUGUAUCCGGAUCCACACUUUAAGAAGGCGAAGCACAAGUGGCGCAUCAUCAAUUCGACUCUGCUGAGCGAGUACGCUUAUGUACUGCGACCGGGUGGCAAAGUGUACGUAGUAACCGAUGUGCACGAUCUAUACGAUUGGAUGUGCAAACAUAUCCAGGAGCAUCCGUGUUUCGAGCGGUUGCCGGAGGACGACAUUCGGAAUGAUGUCCUGGCACCGAAGCUCCUCGACAGCAGCGAAGAAGGGAAGAAAGUGACGCGAAACGAGGGCGACAAAUUUAUGGCCAUCUUCAGGCGGUUGUGAGUGCGGUCGAUUUUUGCUGCAAUAAACGCAAUAAACAAUC